CUAUUUUCUCGCCGCCUAUACUGUGUAUGCGCAUUCUAACCAAAGCCGGUUAUUACGGUCGGUAGUACCUCUUGAUAGACGAUCUUUCGUUAUGCGCUUUUCGUUAGGCGCCAUUCGAUCGGCCCCUUUCAAUUGGCGCCGUUCGUUAGGUGCCUUCCGUUAGGGGCCUUUCGAUCGGCGCCUUUCAGUAAGCGCCUUCCGUUAGGGGCCUUCCGAUCGGCGCCUUUCAGUAAGCGCCUUCCGUUAGGGGCCUUUCGAUCGGCGCCAUUCGUUAAGCGCCGUUCGAUAGGCGCCUUUCGAUAGGCGCCUUCCGUUAGGGGCCUUUCGAUCGGCGCCGUUCGUUAAGCGCCUUUCAAUAGGCGCCUUUCGAUAGGCGCCUUCCGCUAGACGCCCAACGCUUGGCGCCUUUCACCACGUGCCUUUUCCUAGGCGCCUUUUCCUCGGCGCCUUUUCCUCGGCGCCUUUUGCUCCUACGCGGCUUUCUCUAGGUGAAUUAAGCUAGGGGCCUUUCACGUGGUGCAUUUCGCGUUUCCUCCAGCGGUUGCCCUCCCACUGGCACGUGGGAGGGCAGCGGAGAGGAGCAGAGAGGGCAGCCGAGAGGAGCAGAGAGGGCAGCGGAGAGAAGCAGAGAGGGCAGCGGAGAGGAGAUGAGAGGUCAGCGGAGAUGAGCAGAGAGGGCAGCGGAGAGGAGCAGAGAGGGCAGCGGAGAGGAGAAGAGAGGGCAGCGGGGAUGAGCAGAGAGGGCAGCGGAGAGGAGCAGAGAGGGCAGCGGAGAGGAGCAGAGAGGGCAGCGGAGAGGAGCAGAGAGGGCAGCGGAGAGAAGCAGAGAGGGCAGCGGAGAGGAGAUUAGAGGGCAGCGGAGAUGAGCAGAGAGGGCAGCGGAGAGGAGCAGAGAGGGCAGCGGAGAGGAGAAGAGAGGGCAGCGGAGAGGAGCAGAGAGGGCAGCGGAGAUGAGCAGAGAGGGCAGCGGAGAGGAGCAGAGAGGGCAGCGGAGAGGAGCAGAGAGGGCAGCGGAGAGGAGCAGAGAGGGCAAGAGGGCAGCGGAGAGGAGCAGAGAGGGCAGCGGAGAGGAGCAGAGAGGGCAGCGGAGAGGAGCAGAGAGGGCAGCGGAGAGGAGAAGAGAGAGCAGCAGAGAGGAGCAGAGAGGGCAGCGGAGAGGAGCAGAGAGGGCAGCGGAGAGGAGCAGAGAGGGCAGCGGAGAGGAGCAGAGGGGGCAGCUGUCGCAUGAACCUCUAUAAUUGUGUUACAGAGCUUCAUGGGACAGUGCGAGAGGUUAUAAGGUGAGUUGGAAAUGUGUAGAUAUACUGUACAUUGGUUAUCCCAAUUGUGCAUGGUAUACAGUGGUGGGCGAGUUGGGGGCGGAAUGACGGCAACGUGAGGGGGGGGGCAGCUGGCGAACAGGCUCGGACACUUCAGCAGAGGGGAGAGACAGGCUGGAAGGGGACAUGCAGCAGGUCGGGAAGGGAUAUUCGGCAGAAAUCAUGGGGCUGCCACUGGAGGAGAAAACCCUGCAAUGGCGCGCGGCGGAUUCGGCUGGGAGGGAAGGGUUGGGCGCAGGAGAGUGUCCGCUAGGAAGAGUAGCACAAAUCAGGAAGCAUUCUCAGUUGAUAGCUACUCUGUUUGUUCUCUCAUCAUAGUGGGAAGGCCUGUAUGCUUGUUUCCUAGUAAAUUCUUUCCUGAGCA
This is a messenger RNA of Closterium sp. NIES-67, 1683 nucleotides long. The record is from the annotation of a GenBank genome assembly. NCBI's taxonomy places the organism in Eukaryota, Viridiplantae, Streptophyta, Zygnematophyceae, Desmidiales, Closteriaceae.